UGGCUUCACUUCCGCUUGAGCGCGAGACACCCGAGCGCGCCCCUUCUUGGGUUGAGAUCGCGCGUGCGAAGUAGGUAGGGCAGGUCUCCGCUUUGUUCUCUUCACGAUUUGUAACUCGCUAUACUACAACGACGGUCGAGGACAAAGGACACGGAGACUAAGAUUUUGAAGCUGUAAGGUAUCUACAUGGCCGUCAGAAGAGGACACAUAAGGUAUUUAAAAGUUUGUGAGGUUGAGAACCAGGGUAAUGACAGAGACUCACACAAGAGUGGCAGCUCAGUAAAGCAGGAAGAAUACGACAUGCCGAACGGUUACGAGGACCACAUGGGCGAUGAGCCGAGUGAUGCGAAAACCAACCUGAUCAUCAACUAUCUGCCCCAGAACAUGAGUCAGGAGGAGCUUCGGAGUCUCUUCAGCAGCAUUGGCGAGGUGGAGUCGGCCAAACUCAUAAGAGACAAGAUGGGAGGCCACAGUUUAGGGUACGGAUUUGUUAACUAUGUUAACCCUAAUGAUGCAGAAAGGGCAAUCAAUACACUCAAUGGCCUGAGACUACAGUCUAAAACUAUCAAGGUGUCAUAUGCCAGGCCGAGCUCUGACAGCAUCAAAGAUGCCAACCUGUACAUCAGCGGUUUACCCAAGACCAUGACUCAGAAGGAUGUAGAGGACAUGUUUACCCAGUACGGGCAUAUCAUAAACUCCCGCAUACUGGUCGAUCAGGCCUCUGGUAAUUAUUCUGUCCUGCAAUUUUCCAUCGUGAAAGUAUUCUGGGUCUCAACUCUUUUUGUGGGGCUUUCUUACCUGUUAGGCCUAUCUCGUGGAGUUGCGUUCAUCCGUUUCGAUAAGAGGUCUGAAGCGGAGGAAGCCAUCAAGGAUCUUAAUGGAUCCAAACCAGCUGGUGCCUCUGAACCAAUCACAGUGAAGUUUGCUGCCAGUCCAAACCAGACCAAGAAUUCCCAGCUGAUCUCUCAGCUUUACCCCACUCAGUCCCGUCGGUUUGGAGGACCUGUUCAUCACCAGGCGCAGCGCUUCAGGUUUUCACCCAUGAGUGUUGACCACAUGAGCGGUGCCUCUGGGAUGAACGUGUCUGGCAGCUCUUCCUCUGGAUGGUGUAUCUUCAUCUACAACUUGGGUCAGGAUGUCGACGAAGGCAUCCUGUGGCAGAUGUUCGGUCCGUUCGGUGCUGUCACCAACGUCAAGGUCAUCCGUGACUUUAACACCAACAAAUGCAAAGGUUUUGGGUUUGUUACCAUGACAAAUUACGAAGAGGCUGCAAUGGCCAUCGCUAGCCUGAACGGAUACCGCAUGGGAGACAGAGUCCUGCAAGUGUCGUUCAAAACCAGCAAGUCUCACAAGUAAAGGGACUUUUUUUUUUUUUUUCGUAAACGAAUUUAAAAAGUUUAUUGCGGUUUGUUCUAAAGAUUUCAGUUAUUGUUGACUGUCUACAUAAACAUAAUUCAUACGUCUGUGUUGGGGUGAAACAAGUUUGUGCUCUCUGGUGUUGAGCAAAAACUAGAAUGUUGCAUUAGUGGUUUUGUCCCUGAUGCCUGGCAUUUAUAAAACCCUGGACAAUUUACAAAUUUCAGAUAUAUAUCGAAAGAUAAGCUUUCUUUAAUUUUUGCCAACACUGUUACGAUGCCUUAAAGAUACCAUGGCAUUGUUGCUCUUUCCCUUCAUCACACUGGACUUAAUGGUCCCAUUUUCUUCAUUAUAUUAUAAUGUGAAAGCUUUUAGCUUUAUUGUCAGUAAAACUUCCCCACCUCUUGUAGACCUCUGUAAAUAGUGACUAGUCCAAUUCUUCAGUGCUCCAGCUCACCCAUCUGUAAGGUAAAAGAUCGUUGGAAGGACCAAAGAACUUGGAGAGUAAAGUGUAUGUCUUUAAGUUUUUUAGUUUUCCUGUUUAGAAAUUAAAAUCUAAAACCGCAAGUGUUGUCUUUUUUUUAUUUUCAUUUUUUCUUCCUCCAAUGCAGUUUUCUUUAUGAUUUUAAUCAGUUUUGUUCAUUUGAUAUUAAAGUUUGUUUUGCAUUUAACCACAUUUAUUUUCGUCUGGUUUUAUUUGGAAGGUGGUUGAAAGAAGCUAUCUUUAAAACUUGGUUUUACGUGAUCUUUUUAACCAGCGUUGAAUUCACUCCCCAUGUGGAUAAAUUGUAGUCUGAUAAAAGCAGGGAUGUAGGCACUUGACUGCAAGCUGUCAGUCUAUAGAUUUGGUUAGAUCAGUUUUCAAUUACACAUUUGCUUGCUUAAUAUUAAUAAUGCAUUUUAAUGUAGUGUUUUACUCUGUACUUAGUCUAUCCUAAAUGCAGCUUUGUACAUUUUAAUGUGAACUUGUGAAAUUUCAAUCUGUUUUUUGAGAUGCUGUCAAGUCAUGUAAAGCCACACAAAGGUGAAGAAUUGUAUUUAAUUGUUUUCACACAGUACUAGUACACAUCCGGUUUGCAGACCAACACUAUACUUGUUUGCAUGUUCAUAUGUUGGUAGGAUUGAUUUCAGUAAUUGUACACAUCAUGCUUCGGGUCUUUAGAGGUAGUGUGACUUGAGGACCUAUAGCAUGAUGUUCCAUGUUUCAUUCAAAUAAAUGCCAUUGUUUUGUCGUAAAAA
Molecule: messenger RNA, 2595 nt
Organism: Carassius auratus (goldfish)
Lineage: Eukaryota; Metazoa; Chordata; Actinopteri; Cypriniformes; Cyprinidae
Product: ELAV-like protein 1
Exons: 7
Coding region: 187-1356 (389 amino acids)
Cellular component (GO): ribonucleoprotein complex
Molecular function (GO): RNA binding
Source: RefSeq, a predicted model, not a curated record